Branchiostoma belcheri (Belcher's lancelet) is the source of this 2964-nucleotide messenger RNA. RefSeq lists its product as uncharacterized. The record is from RefSeq and is a predicted model, not a curated record. Gene Ontology annotation, molecular function: ubiquitin-protein transferase activity; zinc ion binding. Gene Ontology annotation, biological process: positive regulation of DNA-templated transcription. Lineage: Eukaryota; Metazoa; Chordata; Leptocardii; Amphioxiformes; Branchiostomatidae. Gene Ontology annotation, cellular component: chromatin; nucleoplasm. Bases 1 to 2775 code for a protein of 924 amino acids. The transcript has 5 exons.
AUGACUGGGGGCAGUGGAUCCCGGUCCAGCGAAUGGGGCAUGGAAAUGGCGACGCUGGGCGCUGUCUCUUCGGACAAUUCGACGAAAGAUGGAUCCUCCGGGGAUGAGGAUGGCAGGAGGAGCGCGAUGAUAGACCACAGUCUGCCCGCGGAGUUCAACUUCCUCCUCUGCCGCCUCUGCUACCGUCGCCUGCACAAUCCCAGGAUCCUCUACUGCUGGCACGUCUUCUGCCUCCGCUGCAUCAGCCGCCAUCUUGGAUCCGAGAACCAGCUCAGUUGCCCUCUGUGUGGAACGAUCACCCGCGUACCAAAAAUCGGGUUGGACGCGCUGUAUCACCGCGCAGCGUCGUUUCUUUCGCGGCUUUCGCAGACCUGUACCGCUAUUUCGGUUUGCGAUUUUGAUCUGAUAAUUCGAAGGCACCACUGCCACCACAGGGCGAAAACCUUCCGCGAUCCUGCGCAGUGUCUGUUGCCCUGCACGAGGGUGUGUCGAAGUUGCGAUGAGUAUCUGUGCGAGGAGUGUUCCCCGCUGCAUCUCAUAGAGAUGCACCUCAGCAGGAACUCCAUCUGCCCUCAGCACGGCGAACCGGAGCUGUCCUUCUGCGAGGACUGCCGUGAGAUGGCCUGCGGCAUCUGCACCGAGUUGGAGCACAUGUACCACGACAUCACAGGUCUAUCCGAAAAGGCCGAGUCCUACAGGUCGGAGGCGCGGGACCUCAUCCGCAAGUGCCGCGAAGGUCGGUGGAAACUGGACGACGACCUGCAAGCCACGGUCCAGAAGGCGAGAGCGGAGAUCCAGGAGGAGGCUAGGAACGUGAUAGAGUCUCUGAGCAAGGCGGUGAGGGAGAAGGAGAGCGCGUUGCUGGGCAAGGUGGACGACUUCGCGAUGGAGAUGUGGAUAAAAAUCCAGGAGGCGAAGCUGCAGCACGGCAAGCGGCGCACGGACGAGCACGAGGGUCUGAUCGAGCUGGGGCAGAACCUGCUGACCUGCGGGAGUAACAAGGAGAUCGUGCAGAUCCACCACCACCUGUGCCACCGCCUGACGGAGGCCAUGGCGGGACAGGCGCCGCAGGACGUACCCGAGCAGCUGCUGCAACAGGUGGAGUUCGUCCGGCAUCAGACUCCAACCCUGGACGAGGAGAGGCUCCUCGGCAAGGUGUCGUUCUGGGACCCGAGCGCCGCGGAACGGAUGAAAACCUUCAGGCGCAGGAGCUUCAUGCCGUCCUGGCUGUUGGACGAGUCGGACUCCGACCCUGGAGAGUUCUCCGGAGAGAGGAGAAAGUCGUCGGGAGCCGCUAGGAUGAUGGAAGCCAUCAUGGACAUCGGACGGAAAUACCGGGAUGAGAUAGGUCGGAAGCUCUCCGGGGUGUCUCACGCGUCUGAUGAGAGUGGAUGUGACAGCAGUGACAGCCACCCUCUGGAACCUGCCGACCGCCGGCUGUCCUUUUCCAGUAGGAAUAAUUCCAGCAGGAAUAGCUCUAUCGUAUCGUUUCCCAGCAGGAAAAGCUCCAUCGACAACACAGAUGAAGACCAAAGCCCUCCAGACCACGGCAUGAUGCGUCAAACUCAAACGAGGUUCAGGAGGCUAAGCGUUCCGGCGUUAGGAUUCUCAGUGGGAUCUCUGAUGACGUCGUUAAAGAGCGGUGACCACCAGGAAGACAAGGCCAGAGAAGGGAGGGCAAAGACGAGAAGGUUCUCGUUGUUCUCGUUGACUCGAAGCAGAAGUCUGCCGAGACGAAGUUUACCAGCAACAAUAGAUGACGAGGAGAAGAUUCAGACGACACAGCGGAAUCCUUUAAGCACACAGAAGAAAAUUCCGCUUGAAGGAACCCCUUUCUACGAUCUAAACGAACCUUCGAGCGACAGCAACGACGAGAGAGAGCUGGUGGAAACGAAAGAAGAGGCAUUCUCUGAGGAAGAAGAAGAAGAAGAAAAAGAGGAAGACGGCGAGGCACGAAGUCAAAGAAGCAACUACGACUCGGACGGCACGGAGAAGACAGCGAGAAAGAAGAAAAAGAAAUCCAGGCUUGACAAACUUUUUAAAAGACGCAGAACUAUGCCGAGGCAUAAUGAUAUGCCUUCCUCGGAUCUUGAGGAUUCCGUGCGGGCGUUCCUGGACUGGUCCAAGACCCGACGGCGCAGCAUGUCUCUCCCCAGCAACCUAGACUCCGGCUAUCACGAGAACAAGGACAUCCCCUCGCCCGUGGAGGACGGCAGCAGGCUAGACGCGAUGCGGUGGAUAGGGAAGAGGAAAGAGGACGUCCGACGGUUUCGCAAGCGCUUCGGUCGCAUCGGUGGGAGCGUCCUCAAGUCACUCAAAGGGAAGGACGAGGAGUUUGAACAGGAGCAGGUACAGGCGAAGGUGCACCCCUGGGAUGUCCCCAUGUCUCGCCGCUCAAGCAGCACCGACGAAGAGGUGACGCCUGUCCCGCAAGGGGCGCCAAGAGAGAGGAGGCGGUCGUUUGGGCAGAGGUUGCCUGUCCACGGUUUUGCUUCCACCAUGAAGACUCUGUCGGAAGAGGACGGCUUGAGAGACAACGUUAAGGAACAGAGCGAAGGGAUGGGCGCCCAAGCUCCCCGGAAAACGGGAGGCUCGGAGUCAUCUGACGAAGAACAGGACGUCUUUGAUUCUUCAAGGAGGCUACCGAGUCGCUUCAAGACGAGAAAGGAAAGCAGCGAGUCAGAAGAAGGAAACGUCAGCGCGCCAGAAAUCUCAAUCUUCCAUCAGCUUCCAAAACCCAGACCCGCCAGAGCGAGGCGAUUCAGCGUGUUUUAGAAACAGUCGGUGCCUGUCACUGCCUGACCAGUAACCGUGUCUGCUGUAGCUAAGUGAUGUCAAGAGGUCACACAUACUCCCACAAGAAAACGCUCGGAAUUCUUAACACAUCUUGAUCAACCUUUCUAAACUAAAUAUAGAGAUGAUAAAUCAUUUUACCUGUCAGAAUAACUUCCUACACAAAGGAGA